Puntigrus tetrazona (Sumatra barb) is the source of this 4041-nucleotide messenger RNA. It is a transcript of the gene pgr, whose product is annotated as progesterone receptor. Gene Ontology annotation, biological process: regulation of DNA-templated transcription. The coding region runs from base 99 to 1973 and encodes 624 amino acids. Gene Ontology annotation, molecular function: zinc ion binding; sequence-specific DNA binding; DNA-binding transcription factor activity. The transcript is spliced from 9 exons. NCBI's taxonomy places the organism in Eukaryota, Metazoa, Chordata, Actinopteri, Cypriniformes, Cyprinidae. The record is from RefSeq and is a predicted model, not a curated record.
UAUACGCUACAGUUCACAACAUCCAACCAAACCCCAAACAGUGAGGACGCAUCUUGCCCUCCGGAUUUGCGAUUAUUGAAACCAGAACUAACAGCAGAAUGGACACUGUGAACACUUCUCUCGCUGAUUCCACGGAGAUGAGGACUGGAAUAAGCGGUUUAAUGGAAAAAUUUACAGACGAGAGUUCAGGGCACGGCAGGGUCUCCGCGCGUAACUUUGGAGACGCGGGGUCUUUGCGCAGCGGCGCGCCUGGAUCAAGCAACGACGGCCUGGAAGGGCUCUCUUUUCUUGACUUGCCUCUCGGCACCAAAACAUAUACUGAUCAAAUGGACGAUUUCCUGAAAGUAGAAAGCGGACGGUGGAGCGCAAAAACGCUUCAAACGGACGUCUCGGAGAGUGCGUUUAUCAAAGAUGAGAACGAGCAGUCUCUCAUUAUGGAGCCGCCGAACAGCGAUUUCGACCUCGGCUUAAACAUCAGCGCUUUGGGAAGCUGCUACGACCCAGCCCUAAAGAAACGGCAGUGCGAGUUUAUCGAGGACUCUUCGGCUUUGCUCUCGACUCAACCCGCCCAACAGGUGGUCGUGGACAGUUCCUCCAACUUUCAGUUGAACGCGAAUCAACCUGCGUUGGUUUUGCCACCUCAGAGAAGAGUGUCGCCUUCUCUCGGAGGUAUGGUGAAUUUCGACGGAACGAGCGCAGGUGCCGUCCUGUCCAAAACGGACAUUUCCAAAUGGGUUUCACCUGCGGACUCUCCGUUCUGGUUUCCCGCCACAAACGAAGAGCACGCUGGAUACCCUUCACCUGAAGCGUUCAUCUCGCGCUCACAGACCGUUUACACGGCGUUCCCGGGAGUCCCAUCUCAAAGACAGUGUGUUAUAUGCGGAGACGAGGCUUCCGGCUGCCACUAUGGAGUUCUUACCUGCGGAAGCUGCAAGGUGUUUUUCAAGAGAGCUGUCGAGGGUCACCAUAACUACCUGUGUGCGGGACGGAAUGACUGUAUUGUUGAUAAAAUCAGGAGGAAAAACUGCCCUGCAUGUCGUCUUAGAAAGUGCUGCCAAGCAGGGAUGAUGCUUGGAGGCCGCAAGAUGAAGCGGUUUGCGGGUUUGAAGGUCAUGGGGUUGAAUCCAUCACUGAUGUUCCAGGGUCCGUUGUCCCUGUUGUCUGAUGGUCAAACUGUGUCCUCCCUGCCCUGUAUGCCAGCAAUUCGUGAGCUGCAGCUGUCCCCGCAGAUGAUUAGCAUUCUGGAGAGCAUUGAGCCACAGGUGGUUUACUCUGGCUACGACAACUCUCAACCAGAGCUUCCCCACCUUCUCCUAAACAGUCUCAACAGACUCUGCGAGAGGCAGCUGCUCUGGAUUGUCAGAUGGUCCAAGUCUCUUCCAGGUUUUCGCAAUUUGCACAUCAAUGACCAGAUGACGUUAAUCCAGUAUUCUUGGAUGGGUUUAAUGUUGUUCUCCCUGGGUUGGAGGACCUUUCAGAAUGUCACUACCGAUUACUUGUACUUUGCGCCCGAUCUCAUCUUGAACCAGGAUCAGAUGAGGAGGUCUCCGAUCUACGACUUGUGCUUGGCUAUGCAGUUUGUUCCACAAGAAUUUGCCAACUUGCAAGUGACCAAAGAAGAGUUUCUGUGCAUGAAGGCCUUGAUGCUCCUAAACACUGUUCCUCUGGAAGGCUUGAAGAGUCAAACACAGUUUGAUGAAAUGAGACAGAACUACAUCUGUGAGCUGACGAAAGCCAUCCAGCUGAAGGAGAAAGGAGUGGUGGCCAGCUCUCAGAGGUUCUACCACCUGACCAAACUCAUGGAUGCCAUGCAUGAGAUUGCAAAGAAGGUCAAUCUCUACUGUCUGAGCACCUACAUCCAGGCGGAGGCCAUGAAGGUGGAGUUUCCCGAGAUGAUGUCAGAGGUCAUUGCGUCACAGCUGCCAAAAGUGCUGGCGGGAAUGGUCAGACCCCUCAUGUUUCACAAGAAAUGAUCCAGACAGGACGCCUCUGUCUGUGCUGAUUUACAUCUCUGAUAUUUCCAGGAAAUGUGUCUGAGUGUGAUGAAAAGGAAACGCUUAUAUGAAAGGGCAAGGUCAAAUGGUCAAAUUUUUGAUUGUACAUUAACACAGUAUCUGCUCACGCCGCGUCAAACGGAAAAGUACACCAUUACGUAUCUAAUAAAAACGCACCGAUUGCAUUCAGCAACAAUGUUUAGAAGACAAAGAGCUCAAUUGUACAUCGGCUCAGCGUACACUGUAUAAAUAAUGGAUCACUGUAUGAUUUGAUCCAGUCUGAUGCUUGUUUUUAAAUUAGAAUAUUAAAUGUUUUAUCAAGUCAAGAGCCUACAUUUUGAAAGGUUUUUUUUUUUUGAUCAUCUGUCAUUUCCGUCCUGUGGCCUUGAUGGUUUAGCACGCUGAAGGGAGUAUCAGACCAACAUCAGCAGUCAAGGGCACGGAGCGUUCUCAUGUAUUUAAUUGGGAAAGAACACUGGGAUCUUGGCAAUUGCCUCCUUUCCAAAUACUUCUGACGCCGUUUCUCCUCAGAUCUCUGCCGGAACAAAGUGAUUGAUGUCUCAUAUUUAAGCAAAGCUAAAUCGCCAGAAAUAAAUCUAAGACAAGAAGUGGAUCUCGUUUUCUAAACAAAUUUAUUGUCAGAACAAACACGAAUAAAGAAGAAAGAUAACAAAAUAAUUAUCCGUAUAUAAACUUCUGUUCUCAUAUUCGUAAUACAAGUUUGGGAUAAUUCAUUAUGGAGACAAUAAGUAGUACCAUACUGGUGUUGCAGACACUGAAAUUUGGUGUCAUCUUAAACUCCAGAAGGAAUGAUGAAACCCGAACUUCAUGUACAACGAAGCUGCUACAGCUAGACCUGAUUCAUUAAGAUUUGUAAAGGCUGAAUUUUACUUGACAUUCUGCAGUGACCUCGAUGCAAAACACGACAUCAUUCAUUGCCAUCUCUUUAAAUCAGGGAUUUCCAAAUUUUCCAAAUAGGAUAAGGACUAAAUGCGUAUCAGAAAAUAGCAGACAUUUUAAUUAUAAAUAACCGGAACACAGUUGCAUUCCAUUGAUGCACACAAAACUGUUUCGGUGUCCACCAAACAUUUAUGCCUACAUGACUAAUUUCAGUUCUGCAUGUAGAAUUCUAUUUGUCAACAACAUACAUAGAAAAACCAUUUUAAUAACAGCAUAAUAUGAAUAUUAUAACUGAAAAUGUGGAAAUAUGUAUUUAGUUGCGCGACUAAACCUGAUGAUCAUGUUCUCCAGCAUGAUUUAAAGAUGCUCCAAAGAGCUUCAGUGUUAAGCUGGAAAUCGGACCACGUGGUAAAUGUCGCAAUUUACUUGAAAACCUGAACUUAGCUGAUUAGUCGAAAUCAGAAUUUUUUUUUUCUGUACAAAAAUAUGGUUACAGAAUUUUGAGCAUUAAUGACAGUAAAUAAGUACAUUCAUAAUGAAAUAAACCACACACACACACACACAGCAGAGUUUGAGUACUGCUGGACUGAGUUAAACGUGACAGUGAUUCACUGCUCAAAUAGUUACCGCUGAAGUUUAACGUUAUUCUUCUUCGUUUCGAGGCAGUAAGCACUGCGCUAGCCUGUCGUAGCUGAUUUUUCUCAACAGAAUUACAGUAUUCCACCACAUAGUAGACCUAAAAGGAGCGCUUAGUGCAGUACAUCACACCUCUUGAUCUCAGUGUAGGUGAAUUUGGUGUAUAUAGACUCAAGCAGCAAAUAAAAUCAAUUUCAGCAUUUCUUUGGAACCCACUGAUCUAGAAUUACAGCUGAAUUCCGAUAUUUUUCACCCUUGUGCUGCAUCACUGGUUUGUGUACCGUCCAUGAUCUCUUUCAUAUUGGCAUAUUAAUGGCACAGUCCAUUUGCAGAGUCGCCAAGAUUGAUAUAUAUUUAAAGCCCUCGGUCUAAAGUUGAUGUUGACACGGAUACCGCGAGAUGCUUGGCCCCUCCUGGUUGAACGGUUGUCAGAGGAACUCCACGUAAUUUUCAGGAACGAGGCCUGUUCUGCCCUCAAAUGUUGCCUGGAGCCAGCCCGGUUCCACUGAAG